Molecule: messenger RNA, 6553 nt
Organism: Myxocyprinus asiaticus (Chinese sucker)
Lineage: Eukaryota; Metazoa; Chordata; Actinopteri; Cypriniformes; Catostomidae
Gene: pparda
Product: peroxisome proliferator-activated receptor delta a
Exons: 7
Coding region: 4778-6298 (506 amino acids)
Biological process (GO): hormone-mediated signaling pathway; regulation of lipid metabolic process; negative regulation of transcription by RNA polymerase II
Cellular component (GO): nucleus
Molecular function (GO): zinc ion binding; nuclear receptor activity; RNA polymerase II cis-regulatory region sequence-specific DNA binding
Source: RefSeq, a predicted model, not a curated record
AAAUACAUCCACAGGUACACCUCCAAUUCAGUACACCUCCUAUCAGAAGCUAAUUGGCUAAUUGUCUAAAGGCUUGACAUCAUUUUCUGGAAUUGUCCAAGCUGCUUAAAGGCACAGUUAACUUAGUGUAUGUAAAUUUCUGUCCCACUGGAAUUGUGAUAUAGUCAAUUAAAAGUGAAACAAUCUGUCUGUAAACAAUUGUUGGAAAAAUUACUCAUCAUGCACAAAGUAGAUGUCCUAAAAGACUUGCCAAAACUAUAGUUUGCUAAUAUGAAAUCUGUGGAGUGAUUAAAAAAUGAGGUUUAAUGACUUCAACUUAAGUGUAUGUAAACUUCUCACUUCAACUGUAGACAGACAGAUAGAUAGACAGACAGAUAGACAGACAGACAGACAGAUAGACAGAUAGAUAGUGACACACACACUCCUCUUUACACAUAUGGCACAGAGUGACUAUGUUUAUUAUCUGACCCCAAACACUCAAUGAAAUUCGGUAACAUGAAGUGUAAGUUAAAGAAAAAACACUUUUUAAGACGCCUCAUUCGUGUAAUUUUUGUUGUUAAAAUACUUUCUGCUAUCCCAACUUAAUAUCAGAAACAACUAUAAUUAAGCCAUUUAUAGGGUAAUUUUCGCGAAAACUGUAAACACCGUCUCUGUAGCGUUAUAAAGCUUCCUCUGUUUGUUUUGAGUGACCCGUCCAGUCCAACACAGCAACACUGACUCACCCAAUGGCGUGAGUUGGGGGCGGGGCUAUCUGUCUUUCAGUUAACAGUAGACGGAGGGAGACUGUCCUCGCUGCGCACUGUAGUGCGAUGACGUUACAUUUACAUUUAUACAUUUGGCAGACGCUUUUAUCCAAAGCGACUUACAGUGCCCUUAUUACAGGGACAAUCCCCCUGGAGCAAUCUGGAGUUAAGUGCCUUGCUCAAGGACAUGAUGAUGGUGGCUGUGGGGGUCAAACCAGCAACCUUCUGCUUACCAGUUCAGUGCUUUAGUCCACUACACCACCACCACCACUCUUAGUGGUGGAUUUAAUUUACUACGUAGCCAACUUCAAUGAUGUACUGGAUGUUUUUAAUGUGCAUGCGCACAGCUACAUUAUAUUAGAUUCGCUUUACAAUAUUAUAUUAUUUAGUGUUGUCAGUGUUGUUUAUAUAGCCUAUACGCAGUUUAGUUUGACAGGUUAUAUUAGCCUAGUGGCUACUAAAAGUGUCUCUGUCUGUAUAAGAUUUAAUGUUUAAAUUCAUCCAUAAAACAAAUGUGAUUUUCUCCCUGGCAGCUUCAAAAUGUGGUGUUUAUUUGAAAUAUUGGAUAUAUCCAUUGUUUUGUAAUUUAUCUCCACGAAACUACUUAUGCCGUAUUGUAGUCGACCAUUGUGGGAUGCAUAAAGAUAAACGUUUUCUUCUUUUAAUUCUUGUCAUCUUAAGAUAAUUGAAAACACGUUUUAAAUCUAUUAAAACAUGGAUUUAAUCCACUACGUAAUGGAUGUCCGUGACGUAGUAGAUGAAAUCCGCAGUGAGGACCUCUUGGACGGAGGCUGUAUUUGACAAGCUGUUUGAAAACAAUGUUUCUUUUCGCAGUUCCACUGGGUAGCACAGAAACGACUUACUCCAGUUUUGAGUUUUCAUGGUCAUAGACGGCCACUCUCACAGCCAAAAAAUAUGUUGACGUGAACUUUGAAAUGUUUUUGGUUGUAGCUCGUGGAGUUCACAGUUCAUUCACCCUGAGUAGUUACGACCUGUUGCUUUAAUAUUAACAGUCUGUCUGUCUCUCUCAUGGAACUGUGUGUGUGUGUGGUUCCUUCCUGCCUCGACUGCGGUCUGCACAAAUGUCAACACCUUUUUGCUUUCCCAACCCAUCUAUAUCUGUGAUACUGUAUGAAUCUCUCUCUCUCUCUCUCUCUCUCUCUCUGUUUAACUGCAGUGGUUGUGUAAACAUCUCAUUAUUCACUGUCACUGCUCCUAUCUACAUCAAGAAAACCUCCUUUAAUGUGUAAAAUCAUGAUUAUAAUGUACAAAUCCCCAGAACUUCUCAUGUACAGGCAGUUUUCUGCCUCUUACAGCUCUUUCUAGUGCUGUUUGCUUUAGCAAGCAUUACUAUUGUUAUUGCUCAUACUAAGGCCCAAACCAAUAGCUAUGUUUCCAUUCGAGUUGCAAAUUUAAUUUAUGGGGAACAUCAGAAUAUCGCUAAAACAAUUUGUAUAAGAACACGAAAUAUUCGUGCUGAGUUAUGGCACUAUCUUGUGGUGUGUACAUGUGACCGUGACUUGAAUGUGAUUGGCUGGAAUGCAUUGAGGUCAGAAGUGGGAAAUUUCAGCUCGGGUUUUCCCACCUCCGACUUCGUCUGCAAUGAGGUGUUAGUGGUUAGACAUUUUGAUGACAGGUUUUGGCAUUUCAGAAUAACCAGAGCAACUUUUCAGAUGCUAUGUGAUGAUAUUCUCUGAACAAAUUACGCCGUCACAUGGCUUGUUGAGGCAAAGUCAAAUUGUUUUUGAUGGGCAUUCAUAUUAAUAUCCCUAUAAAUUGUAUACGAAUACAUUUGGUAAAUGUGUUUCCAUUGUAGUUUAUGCACAUUUCUUCCAAUUGAAUAAAAAAGGUAUCCAUCUCAAGUGAGUGUUUACGUUUUUUUAUUGGCAUUUUGGAAAACUUCGCAACUUGGUUGCUCCAUCCAGCAUUUUUAUGCGAUAUCCCAAAAUUUGCAUAAAAGUACGUGGAUGGAAAACGUACAUACUCUACACAAGUACGUGAAUGCAAACGCUUCCAGCUAUGCAAGCUCAAUUUCGUGCAGCGAAAUUACCGAAAGUGGUCCGAAACUGUCUUCAGAAAUCUUGUAGUUUCUCGGGUUGGGCCUGUAGUGGACUGUGUUGGCAUGUGGUGGUCAAGAUUAUUUUAAACUGGCAUCUGUGCUGAAAAUGGGAUCUAAUUAACAUCUAAUUAAUAAUUGGUUUAGUGACAGUGAGGACCAUUGACGUUGGUCGUGCAGGGUCAUGCACGAGGGGUUAGUGGUGCGUCUGGGUGUCAGGUACAUACUGCAUACUGCAGCAAUAGUAUGUGUAGUAUGUAAGUAUGCUGUUCGAACAUAGUAAAAGACUGCAGCAGAAGUGUGCACCUCAGGGUGACCUUUGACCCCGGCAUGAAAAGACUUUUGCUGCUGUAUGUGAAUUCUGCAGAAGAUUAGACUCGUGUUAAUCUGUUCUUAUUCAACAAUGAACUGAACGCAUUCUUGAGUUCCUUGAUCACAGAAAAUCUGCUUUAUUCUCCAUUUGUGUGUUCAGUCAUUGACCUACAAAACAGUCAUCUGACCAACCAACAGUCAUAACAGAAAUAACAUUAUCACUACCUGUCCUCUCUGAACCAACAGCGAGAGGCAGUGAACACUGGCCUCGUUCACAAGUUCAGCUGAUGGACACAUUGCAAAGCUUUUGAUUAGAUUUUUAUCAUUUGUUUAGUUUUGUAGUGACUCGCCUCAAUCCGGGUGGCAGAGGACGAAUCUCAGUUGCCUCCGUGUCUGAGACCGUCAAUCCGCGCAUCUUAUCACGUGGCUUGUUGAGUGCGUUACCACGGAGACAGCGCAUGUGGAGGCUUCACGCUAUUCUCCGUGAUCCACGCACAACUCACCACGCGCCCCACCGAGAGCGAGAACCACAUUAUAGCAACCACGAGAAGGUUACCCCAUGUGACUCUACCCUCCCUAGCAACCGGGCCAAUUUGGUUGCUUUGGAGACCUGGCUGGAGUCAAACUCACGACUCCAGGGGUGAUAGUCAGCGUCUUUACACACUGAGCUACCCAGGCUCACAUCUCAAAAUGUGGGCUGCUUCUGAGAUUCAUAUAUCACGAAAAACCAGCUUAAUUUCAGUGCAAAAUUGGGAUGAACCUCACGCACAGAUUUUGCAGCCUGCAGCAUCAGAUGACCACAUUGAAUCUCCUGUGAGAGGCCUGACUGACCUCUGCUCUUUAUUCUGUGUGUGUUUCAUUGGUUGUUUUUGGUAACUGAUUCUAAGAAAUUCACACAGUGCAUGUGUGCGGUGUGUGUGUAAUGACAGUGCAGGAGCUCUAAUGUCUCUACAGCUGGUGUAUGUUAGUUCCCAGAAUGCAUUGCUAACAGUGGGUUGGGGGCGAGCAUACAGCAGGUCGCAGUAUGUACUAAACCCGACACAGCUGUCAAAAUCACACUUCUGUUAUCUCAUGUCAAACUCUCACACCACAUGAGAAAAUCACACGCAUCAUAUUUACAGAAGAAUCAGACACUUUUCUAGAGCUCAACUCAAAGCAUUAACAUCAUUCUUUGCAUUAGAUUAGGAAACAUAAAGCAUAGCACAAAUAACAUUCAUAGUCAUCAAGUCUGAAAAAGAAAUGAUACCAGAAGUUAUUUGUAUAGGAAAUAGUUGUAGUGGAGAUUUUGAUUCAUCCCAGUCUGUUCAGUUCAAAGUCUGUUCACCAAAAGCAAUUCUUCAGAUUCAUUUACUGAUUUGUUUGUUAAUAUGUAGUAACCAGGGUCUUUUGUGUGUUAUGAGUGAAUCAUUCAUCCAUCCAUGUCAUGUCCUUGUUUUCAGAGAAUAUAGAUUUUUUCUUAGUUUUUUUUUUUUAGCAUAAAUCUCAGUAUUUUAUUAGACUUAUGUUUGAAACUAGUUGCCAAUGUGGUAAGAAAAAUAAACGUAAUUAUUGUCUGAAUUUUCUUAAUGUCUUACAUAUCUUAAUAUUUUUACUGGAAAACACAAGAAGAAAUACUGAUUAAGACUGAUUUUUUUGCAGUGUAAAAAGUUGGGCAUUUACCUGUUUAAUGCAUUUCUAUUUUACAGGUAUUAUUAUGAUCGCAAUGAGGAGAUUACCCAGAGAUCCCGGCGCAGUGGGCGGAGUCUGUGUGGAUAAUGAAGACUCCUCCCCUUGCAGUAGCCACACCUCUCAAGGGGAGGGGCCAGACGACGAGCAUCUGGAGGAUGUGCUGUCUGAGUUGGGAGUGGGGGCGGAGCUUAAUCUGGAUUUGGACAUGAGGGCGGAGCCUGAGGAGAGUGUGGGGCUGCAGGGGGAGGGGCUUAGCUGGGAGACGCCCCGUCAGGACACAAAUGAACUGGAAGAUCAGAGGAAAACCAGCCACAGUCCUGAACUAACUACAACAGCUUCAGGUCUUUCUAAAGCGUCGUCUCUGUCAGAGCAGCUCUUGCUGGGGCGCGAGGAGGCGGGAAUAAACGUUGAGUGUCGUAUCUGUGGAGACAAAGCUUCUGGAUUCCACUAUGGUGUUCAUGCCUGCGAGGGCUGUAAGGGAUUUUUCAGGAGGACAAUUCGUAUGAAGUUGGAAUAUGAGAGAUGUGAUCGUAGCUGUAAGAUUCAGAAGAAAAGUCGCAAUAAAUGUCAGUUCUGUCGUUUUCAGAAGUGCCUCAUGCUCGGAAUGUCUCAUGACGCGAUCCGAUACGGACGGAUGCCGGUGUCCGAGAAACGUAAGCUUGUUGCGGGUCUGAUAGCAGGGGAGAAAAGCUCUCAGAACUCAAGUGGUUCGGAUCUCAAAUCUCUCGCCAAACGGGUGAACAACGCCUACCUGAAGAACCUCAACAUGACCAAGAGGAAAGCGCGGAACAUUCUGACAGGGAAGACAAACGCAAGCCCGCCGUUUGUAAUACAUGACAUGGACUCGCUGUGGCAGGCGGAGAACGGUUUGGUCUGGAAUCAGGUGAUUAACGGAGCUCCGCCCAAUAAGGAGAUUGGUGUUCACGUGUUUUACCUCUGUCAGUGCACUACUGUGGAGACUGUACGAGAACUCACUGAGUUCUCCAAAAGCAUCCCAGGAUUCGUCAACCUUUUCCUCAAUGACCAGGUGACGCUGUUGAAGUAUGGAGUCCAUGAAGCGAUCUUCGCAAUGCUGCCGUCGUUGAUGAAUAAGGACGGGCUUCUGGUGGCAAACGGACGGGGAUUUGUCACGAGAGAGUUUCUACGCAGCUUACGAAAACCCUUCAGUGAGAUAAUGGAGCCGAAGUUUGAGUUUGCGGUGAAGUUUAACGCUCUUGAGCUGGACGAUAGUGACCUUGCGCUGUUUGUGGCGGCUAUUAUUCUGUGUGGAGAUCGUCCAGGACUGAUGAAUGUUCAUCAAGUUGAGGAGAUCCAGGAUAACAUCUUACAAGCCCUGAAUCAGCACCUGCAGAUCAAUCACCCAGACGCCAGCUUCAUCUUUCCCAAACUCCUGCAGAAACUCACAGAUCUACGACAGCUUGUGACGGAGAAUGCACAACUGGUGCAGAAGAUCAAGAAGACAGAGUCUGAGACAUCACUACAUCCACUGCUGCAGGAGAUCUACAAGGACAUGUACUGACUUCAACCGAUCUGACUUUACCCCACCUGGCCAUGACCAUGAAUCCACCCGACCCCACUUCAGCAGGAGAUCUACAGGGACAUGUACUGACCGAGCCCUGACCCCGAAUCCACCCAUCCUGAGACAACAUGACCCGAUCAUUGCGGUAGAUCUACAGGAACAUGAACUUACCUGACCCAACUUGACUGGACCUGACCCAGCCUGACCUAACCUUACCCCACAUGGCCUUGAUCCUGACCCAACUUGUCCGGACCU